AAAUAAAAUCACGUGAGACAAAACCCUAACACUCAAUGUUUAAUCUAUUUAAUUCAUUAGUAGCAUUAUAAAAAUUUUCUUUUAUAUUCUAAAAGUAGUGAAUCUAGUAUGAAGUUUACAACAAUUUUAUCGCUUUUGGUGGUAGUAGUUUUUGCAAAGAGCUCCCAAUCACUGAACACGAAAAAAUUCCCCCCUAAGUUUAUGUUCGGUACUGCGACGGCUGCAUACCAAAUAGAAGGGGGCUGGAAUGAAGACGGCAAAGGAGAAAACAAUUGGGACCAUUUAAGUCAUUCCCCGUUGUCUCCAAUCUUCGACCGCCACACCGGUGACGUAGCAUGUGAUUCUUACCACAAGUAUAAAGAGGAUGUAGCUAUGCUGAAGCAUUUGGGAGUCCAUCAUUAUCGUUUUUCCAUAUCCUGGUCCAGAAUACUGCCAAGCGGCUUCAACAACAAAAUCAACCCACUUGGGAUUCAGUACUAUAAGAAGUUGAUUAAGGAAUUGAAGGAUCACGGCAUCGAGCCUUUGGUUACUAUGCACCAUUGGGAUACCCCACAACCUUUGGAGAAUAUAGGCGGUUGGACGAAUGAACUAAUAGUCGACAAGUUCGUAGAUUACGCGAGAAUACUAUACGAGAAUUUUGGUGAUGAUAUUAAGUAUUGGAUAACUUUCAACGAAGCGAAACAAACCUGCCAGCAAGGCUACGGAUCAGGACAGAGGGCUCCUGCCAUUAAGUCACACGGUAUUGGAGAAUACUUAUGUGCCCACAACGUCAUUAAAGCUCACGCUAAAGUGUGGCACAUGUACGACGAUGAAUAUCGACAAAAACAAGGAGGAUUUGUAGGCAUUACUGUGGAUUCGAUGUGGAUGGAGCCUGAGACGGAUAGCGAAUUGGACAAAGCUGCUGCUGAGAGGGCCAUUCAAUUCACCUUUGGAUGGUACGCCAACCCAAUCAUCAAAGGUGACUACCCGUGGCAAAUGAAACAAUUCAUAGCGCGAAGAAGUCUAGCUCAAGGUUUUAACCAAUCACGCCUACCAGAAUUCACUGCCGAAGAAAUCAAAUACAUCAAGGGAACAAUAGACUACCUGGGUGUCAAUCAAUACACAGCAGGUUUGGUACGUCACAUAGAAGAUAAGAACAGAACUGAAAUCUCAUGGGAAGCAGACUCAGAAACCUACCAAUAUCAACCGGAACAUUGGGAGAAGACAGCCGCAGAUUGGUUAAAAUCGGUCCCUUGGUCAAUGAGGAAACUGGUCAACUGGAUAAGAAAAACUUACGAUAACAUUCCUCAAUUCAUUACUGAAAAUGGUUAUGCUGAUAAUGGCACCUCGCUUGAAGAUGACCGUAGGAUCCAUUACUAUCAGGAAACACUGAGCAAUUUAAGAGAUGCGAUGGACGAUGGAGCUAACGUCAUGGGAUACACAGCCUGGAGUUUGAUGGAUAAUUUUGAAUGGUACAUGGGAUACAAAGACAAAUUCGGACUCUACAGCGUCGACUUUACAUCUACAGAGAGAACAAGAACACCAAAGAAAUCGGUAGCGUAUAUUAAACACGUUUUCGAGACCAGGUGUAUUGUCGAUAAAAAAGACUGUACCGAUGAAAGCAGCCAUGAUACGGUCGUCAAAUAUAUAAACAACGAUAUAGACAACCAUCUAAGCAUAUAAAUAUUGGUCUAGCUGAAGUUAUUAAUUUAUUUCUAUGGUUUAAAUUAUUUUUUAUAAAUUAUUGAGUGAUUGUCAAUUUGUGCAGUAUCGAAACCAAACCCAAAUAUAAAAUUUUUUUUGUAUUAAAUUUGGCGAGAGAAAAAAUUUAUUAUACAAAAUUAAAGAGUCAUAUUGUGAAUUUAUAUUUUUAAGAUUUUAAGAAUUUAUUACUAAUUGUUAAAUAAUUAGGAAUAAUGAAUUAAUCUCUUAUGCUUAUUAGGACAGUAUUAAAUAGGGU
Molecule: messenger RNA, 1939 nt
Organism: Diabrotica balteata
Lineage: Eukaryota; Metazoa; Arthropoda; Insecta; Coleoptera; Chrysomelidae
Source: the annotation of a GenBank genome assembly